AUGGCCUUCAACCGCACCGCUCUAUCCAAUCUCUCUCUCGAAGACGAGAGAUACCUCAACCAACAACUCAGUCCACAGUCGCGCCCCAUGGAGCUCUUCCCCACGACCAAGGCCUCCGACCCUCUGCCCGGCAAUUGGUCCUACGACAACGCCAUUGACCUGUUCUCCUUGAACCCCGCCGACAUGGACCCCGUCUCCUUCGGUUUCGCCGACAGCCUGACAGCCGACUCCAAAGAUCUCUUCCUAGACCCCUUCGGUACACCCACUGCCAUCAGCGGCUUCAGCAUGCCCACGGCCGAAGAUACCGUCUCGCUCUCCUCAGAUCUCGACAGCGACGACCAGUCCUGGUCAAUCAGUACCCGCCCAUCAAUCGACAUGACCAUGACAUCCCCCACAUCCACCACACCAUCAAAACCAGUAACCCGCUCUUCCAUCGCCAACACAAACACAAAUACCAACACCAGCACGUCGGCAUCAACAUCCUCAACCCGCUGGUCCUCCAGCCCCGAAAUCAAACCCCAAGAAUACAUCCCCACCCGCACCGACAAACGCCGCAAAACUCGCUCUCUCUCCAACGAAUCCUCCACCUCCUCCGCCCAAACUCAACCAUCCUCCCAAGCCCCAGCACAAACACAAGCACCCGCCCCCAAAGACCCCCAAGGCCGCAACGCCGCCAAACGCGCCGCCCACAACAUCAUCGAAAAGCGGUACCGCACAAACAUGAACGCCAAAUUCCUCGCCCUGGAAAAGGCCAUUUCCCCCGCCCGCGUGCAGAAAACGUCUCCCGCAGGCGCGGGACCGCUCAAGAAAUCUGAGAUCCUGAGUAAUGCGCUGGCGUACAUUGAGCGCAUUCAGCAGGAGAAUAUUGCGGUGCAGAAGGAGUUGAUGAUGUUGAAGCAGGGGCUUGUUUCGGGGGGAAUGUGGAGGAGUUCGAGGCAGGGUCGUUCGUGA
Penicillium daleae is the source of this 951-nucleotide messenger RNA. RefSeq lists its product as uncharacterized. The record is from RefSeq and is a predicted model, not a curated record. Bases 1 to 951 code for a protein of 316 amino acids. NCBI's taxonomy places the organism in Eukaryota, Fungi, Ascomycota, Eurotiomycetes, Eurotiales, Aspergillaceae. The transcript has 2 exons. Gene Ontology annotation, molecular function: protein dimerization activity.